Molecule: messenger RNA, 801 nt
Organism: Aspergillus calidoustus
Lineage: Eukaryota; Fungi; Ascomycota; Eurotiomycetes; Eurotiales; Aspergillaceae
Source: the annotation of a GenBank genome assembly
AUGUGUGAGAGAUGCGGCAAGCCUUUCAGCGACUCAUCUUCUUUGGCUAGGCACCGCAGGAUUCAUUCUGGCAAACGCCCUUACAAAUGUCCUUAUGCGAAUUGCCAAAAGACAUUCACUCGUCGCACAACCUUGACACGCCAUCAAAAUCAUCACACGGGCACCAUCGAAGAAGCCGCUGCGGAAACCGAGGCGAAUCUCAGACAAAACAAGGAGAAAGGGAGAAUGCCCGGAGAUGGAAUGUUCUCGGAGCAUGGUUCAGUGCAUUCAACGCCUUCCCCCUCUCAUCACCCCAUUUCGCCUGCUGGGGAACUGCCUCCUUUAAAUAUUCCCCGUUCUGCAGGUGAAUACUAUCUCGGCAAUGGUUCUAUUCCUCCCCAUGUCAGAGGCGAUUUUCAGCAGGCGAGCCCUCGGGCAUCUCCCACCUCGACCUCUCCGUCUCUGUCCAGUUUCAGCAGUGCUCCGCUUCCGCGACCGUCUAUGACAUCCCAUCCAUCGGGCUAUGGGCCACCUCAACCGCUUGAGCCGCCCGCCAACAAAGAUCAUCGACCGAAUAGCGUGGGUGGAAGUCCUCAUAUGUCUAGCCUGGGCUGGGCAUCACCUUCCCACACCAGCAUACCAUCUCCUGGUUCUGCACCCGACUUCGGUUAUCCUGAGCCCAGUGGGCCACCGUACCCUGGAUCCGUACCUCCGCACAUGUAUUUUCCGAAUUCCACCAUUCGGCGACCCGGGAGCACAGAACCAGAAAAUUACGAAAUGAAGCCAAAGCUUAGCGACAGUCCAUGGUCCACACCCGUCUAA